AUGUCCAAGUCCAUUAGAAUAUUUUUGUGCGCACUUAUGCUCGUGGAACUGCUUGGAUUCCCGACUGGAGCCCAGAGUAAUACAUGUUUAUUAUCCGAUCCUCCGAGUCAGUGCAGCGCCUUCUGUGUCUCCGCACUACAGCCAGUUAUCGAUCACCUUAGAAAGGAUCUAGAGGAUUGGGGCAGCAGCGAUGUGAAACUAAACGAAACGCAGGAAAAACUACAGCGCAUUGAGUUGGCGGCGAAUGAGAUACUUUCCGGAACCCAGCUCAUUUUCCAUUUGUCAAAUGUGACGCACACUGUAUCAGAGGACCUCGCGAAAGACUGGACAGGAUUGAAGGCAAUCAGGCAGUCCUAG
Messenger RNA from Drosophila sechellia, 357 nucleotides. RefSeq lists its product as uncharacterized. The transcript has a single exon. The record is from RefSeq and is a predicted model, not a curated record. The coding region runs from base 1 to 357 and encodes 118 amino acids. NCBI's taxonomy places the organism in Eukaryota, Metazoa, Arthropoda, Insecta, Diptera, Drosophilidae.